This is a messenger RNA of Symbiodinium pilosum, 915 nucleotides long. Lineage: Eukaryota; Dinophyceae; Suessiales; Symbiodiniaceae. The record is from the annotation of a GenBank genome assembly.
AUGGAGACGUAUGCUUCUUUUUGCUGGAAAUCCGGUGAUGACUGUAAGGCUCCGCAAUCUCCUACCAACUUGUUUUUCCGCUCCGUGCCUGUCCGAACAGGCUCCAGCCAGGGCGAGGUCGAGUUGCAAGAUAUCAAUGAAACAUUGACAAUGAUGCUCAGGGAGCACAUCAUGCAUUUCACCGACAAGGACUUCGAUGCUCUCAACUUGAGAAGCAAAUUCACGCGUGGUAGUUUCUUUGGCGGAAUACCUUUGGCUGGCUAUGACAGAUGGCAGACAAGCUGGGACGAGCAGCGUGGGAAGCACGAAGCCUUCUUGCUGGACUUGUACCGCGAAGUGCUAAGCCGAGCAGAUGAUUCGUCUCGACCGCUCCCCUUCCAGCACAUAAAGAUCACAUGGUUCGACUCCAUGUUGCAGGAUUUUGAGGUCCAGAAAUGGCUUUUCCACGAUGCGUCCUGGUGCGCAGGUACCUUUGCAGUCGUCACGCUUCUGCUCAUUUUAAAUCUUCGGAGCUUCUGCUUGACAAUUUUCGGGAUGCUGGGUGUUUUGCUGGCCUUCGCAGCUACUUAUUUCUUCCACUUCACGGUCCUGGAGUACAAGUCGCUGACUGUGUUGGAUUUCCUGUCGUUAUUCCUGAUUGUGGGCAUUGCGGCUGAUGACAUGCGGCUUGGACGCAUAGCAUGCUUGUUUCCAGUUUCUUGGUGUUGUGGUUUUGCGGCAACUGCAAGCAAUUUUGUGCAAGUUCUUGACCCUAGCAGAAGUGCACUAUCAAGGUUAAUUCUUUGCCAUACUUUCCGCUUGGCUCCUGCUGUGCUGGGUCCACGGGCAGGGCCCAGGGAGUGCAUGAAAUGGGCAUACAAGCAGGCAGGCGAAGCUAUGCUGGCCAGAGCCCCGGCCCACAGACUGACCCACUGA